AUGACAGUGAAGUUGGGAGACGGCGGCGGCGGGGAGGACGGACUCAAGAGGCUGGGCAAGCGGGCUGCCGACGAGGAUGCGCUGGAGGGCGAGGGCGCCGGCGGCGGGGAUCCGGCCGAGGACGGCGGUGGCACAAAGAGGGACGGCAAGACCCCCCGGGGCGGCGGCGCCCCGGCCCCCGCCAGCGGCCCGCAGGCCCCGUCGCCGCCGCCCGCCUGCCCCCAGGACCAGCACCACUUCCUCCGCUCCAGCGUGCGGCCGCAGAGCAAGCGGCUCCGGAAGGACUCGGCGGGCGCCGGGGGCAGCGGCGGCGGCAGCACCAGCGGCUCCGGGCCUCGCGGGAAAGGAGCUGAUGGUGGUGGAUCAUCAUCUGGAAAUGGGCCUGGGGUUACCCCUGCUGCCCCUGCAGGGGCCUCUCGCUCCACCUCCCGGAAUUUAGGAUCUUCUGGCGGUGAGAAGGAAGAAGGCAAAAAAGUCCGGCGACAGUGGGAGUCCUGGAGUACUGAGGACAAGAACACCUUCUUUGAGGGGCUGUAUGAGCAUGGAAAAGACUUUGAAGCCAUCCAGAACAACAUAGCUCUCAAGUAUAAGAAGAAGGGCAAGCCCGCCAGCAUGGUGAAGAACAAAGAGCAAGUGAGGCACUUCUAUUACCGCACGUGGCACAAGAUCACCAAGUACAUCGACUUCGACAAUGUGUUCUCUCGAGGGCUGAAGAAGUCGUCUCAGGAGCUGUAUGGUCUGAUCUGCUAUGGCGAACUGCGCAAGAAGAUUGGGGGCUGUAUGGAUGACAAGAAUGCCACAAAGUUGAAUGAGCUCAUUCAGGUUGGGGCCACCACAGUGCGUUACAAAGGAAGAAACCUGCGUAUCAAAGCGCCCAUGUGCCGAGCCCUGAAGAAGCUCUGUGACCCGGACGGCUUAAGUGAUGAAGAGGACCAGAAGCCAGUGCGUCUGCCCUUGAGAGUCCCGGUAGAGCUACAGCCAAGGAACAAUCAUGCCUGGGCCCGCGUACAGAGCCUCUCCCAGAACCCCCGGCUCAGGAUGAUCGUGGAGCUCCAUCGCAAGGUCUCCAGCCUCAUUGAAUUUUUGAAGCAGAAGUGGGAGCUCCAUGAAGUGCGGAUUCGAAAGACGCUCGCGGAGCGGCAGCUGCAGGAUUCGUUUGUGGAGCCGUCGCAGGAGAAAGUAAUGCUGCACCUGUUCCCAGGGGAGAACUGUACGCUGACCCCACUCCCAGGAGUGGCCCGUGUGGUGCACUCCAAGGCCUUCUGCACGGUGCACUGGCAGGAGGGUGGUCGGUGCAAACAAAGCUCCAAAGAUGCCCACACGCUGCCUCCAGCUCAGAUCCUGGGCAUCCAGAGCGGGCAGGGUACGGCCAGGGGCCAGGUGAAGUGCCCAAGGAGCGGCACCGAAGGCAAGGGCGGGGGGCGGCCUCCUCCCUCCAUGGACACUUCUCAGAGCUCUGGAGAGAGUUCCCCUGAAAGUGCCCUUGGGGAGGGGGCUGCCCCAAGCCUCAGCAGCCCGAACGCUCCCGACAGGCUUCCUCCUGGGCUCCAGGAUGCUGGGGUACAGACCCCUACGGCAGCUCCUAUAGAGGUUGGGGACAGCCCAGCCCAAGAGCCCAGGGCCACGACUUGUGCCUGUGGCCAACUCCCAGAGCUGGAGGAUGACCUCUCUCUCCUAGACCCCUUCCCCCGCUACAUGAAGUCCUGCCAGGACCUCAUCCUCCCUGAGCCGUGCCACUGUGCAGACUCUCGGCUCUCAGUGUGCGUCUCCCCAGAGACUCAAGCCCCCAGCAGCGCAGAGGUGGCCAACCUUGCCCGGACCAGGGCACCAUCUCCUGUCCGUGGCCUAUCUGGCCUGGAGCCUCAGCCCAGUCCAGGGCUCCAGCCAGAUGUUUGCACUAAAGACUCAGCAGAUGCUCCUGCGGAGGAGCCCCAGGAGAAGGUGAGCCCCUCGGACCCCCCGCCACCUCAGGGACAGCCUGCCAAGCCUCCAAAAGAUGUCCCUGCCAGCCGGCUGGCCCAGCAGCUCCGCGAAGAGGGCUGGAACCUGCAGACCUCCGAGAGCCUGACACUGGCCGAAGUCUACCUCAUGAUGGGAAAGCCGAGCAAGCUGCAGCUGGAGUACGACUGGCUGGCCGAGCUGGGCCCUGAGGGCCAGGCCCCGGGCGGUUCCCCACCUGCCGCCUUUCACAAGCAGCGCCUCCUCAGCUGCCUCCUGAAGCUCAUCUCCACUGAGGUCAACCCCAGACUGGCUCCAGAAUCGAACGCCAGCUCCAUGGCCUCAGCGAGACCCGCCCAGGAGGAACAGUCGACGACGCCCCCUGGGAAGGUGGUGAACAUCAGCUCCCGGAGCCCCCGCUGCCCGAGAAACCAGUCUGCCCUUCGCAACAGCAAGACCUUCUCGCCCAGCUCUGCGCCUUGUCCCUCCUCAGGUUUGAGAAACCCUCCAAGACCCCUCUUGGUGGCUGGUUCCUCCAGUACAGGAAGCAGUGACUCAGAUGGUGGCCUUUUUGCUGUCCCAACAACUUUGCCACCCAACAGCCGACAUGGGAAGCUCUUCUCUCCUAAUAAAGAGACAGAAUUGACUUUCCUUCAGCACCUGAACUCCAUCAGCAUGCAGUCGGAUUUCUUCUUGCCAAAGCCCCGGAAACUGCAGAACCGGCACCUACGGAAGCCUCUGGUGGUCCAGAGAACCCUGCUUCCUAGACCUUCUGAAAACCAGUCCCACAACGUCUGCUCCUUCUCUAUCAUGUCAAAUUCCUCCAUCACCGGUAGAGGCUCAUUCCGGCCCAUCCAGUCUUCCCUCACCAAAGCGGCUCUGUCUCGGCCAAUCAUGCCCAAGGUCCUUCCUCCUCAGGCCACAGGCCACCUGGCCAGUGCUGUUGACUUAGCAGCUACAAGUGCCGGCAUCAUCCCCGGGAGCCCCCUCCCUGUCUUGGAUGCUGAGGGUUUGUCUGGCAUCUCUCCACUGUCUUCAGAUGAGGCAACGGCUACCCUUUCGGGUCAGGACUCCACUGGCGCCCUCCAGAAUGGAGACCCCCUCCCCACUGUGGGGGGUACAAGCGAUCCAUUCAUCAGCAUCCCCUCGAGGCCUGAGCAGGAGCCAGUGACGGAAGGUUUCCAGGGUUCACCUGUCCUCUCCUUAACUGAGCUAUCCAAGGCUCCUCUGCACAAUGGGCUUUCCACCCAGUUGCCCUUGGCGGAAGGCUCCAGCACUCGGCUCUCUCCGCCUAACGUGUCUGCUCUUCUGGACAUCUCCCUGCCUGGCCCGCCUGAGGACGUGCUCUCACAGGGAGAGCCUGCCACUCAGAUCAGCGACUCCAUCAUUGAGAUUGCCAUCAGCUCUGGCCAAUACGGUGAAGGAGUUCCUCUUUCUCCAGCAAAACUAAAUGGCAGUGACAGUUCCAAGAGUCUUCCUUCACCAUCCAGCAGCCCCCAACCAGAUUGGAUUGCCUCCCCCACCCAUGACCCCCAGUGGUGCCCCAGCGACCCCACGGACUCGUCCCUCGGCAGCUUGUUUGCGAGCUUCAUCUCAGAGAAAGGCCGAAAGAUGCUGCCGACUCCAGUGGGGACCCACAGUGGCACCUCCCUGCUGGGCCCCAGCCUGCUAGAUGGAAACUCGAGAGACUCGUUUGUGUCCAGAUCCCUGGCCGAUGUGGCAGAGGUCGUGGAUUCCCAGCUGGUGUGCAUGAUGAAUGAAAACAGCGUUGAUUAUAUAUCUCGAUUCAACGACUUGGCCCAGGAGCUGUCCAUUGCCGAGCCCAGCCGCCGAGAGGUUCUGUUUGAUGGCAGUGGAAGUGGCCCCCCUGUCAGUGACCUAUCCCAGUGA
Molecule: messenger RNA, 3828 nt
Organism: Pipistrellus nathusii (Nathusius's pipistrelle)
Lineage: Eukaryota; Metazoa; Chordata; Mammalia; Chiroptera; Vespertilionidae
Source: the annotation of a GenBank genome assembly